GUUUCCGACUGUAUUGUCGUUAGCUUGACGCGGCUGAGUUUAUGUAACAGGCCCACAGGAAAUCUAGUCCUACGUCGUCCUGCUGUCAGGUCACGUGUCAACAGAUGAGGGGACAGUUGCUGACUUCAUCAUUUUCAAUGGAAACACACUAAAAGGUCGUCUUUGUGGAACCUCUCACAUUCUCCAUCAUGCAGUUGGAGGCUCAGCUGCGUCUUUGUCAGAGUUGUCUUUGGUGCUGCAAGAGCGGGCUGCGUCUGCUCUCCCAGAGCUAUACACACAGAAAAGCUGUGAACUACUACGAUCUCCUGGGAGUCAAAUCUGACGCCUCCUCGGAGGACAUAAAACAUGCAUUUUUUGACAAAUCCAAGAAGCUGCACCCCGACAGUGACCCAUCCAACCCAGCACUGCACAGCCUGUUCGUGGAGCUGAACGAGGCCUACAGAGUGCUGAGCAAAGAUCCGAGCAGGAAGGAGUAUGACUUCAAAAUGAGACAUCCAUACAGUGGUGGCCCCACCUUCAGAUCUACAUCCAGUAACACCACCUACAGAGCCAGUGCGGAUACCCAGCAGAGCUUUCGUUACUGGGAGCAGUUUCGCCAGUCUCAAGCACAAGAGAUGACAGCAGAGGAGUGGCAGAGGAGGAGGAGGAGAAACUCUCGCCUGGUGGGCUACUGCUUCAUCACCAUGGUGCUCAGCAUCGGAGCCCACAUAGUCUUCUUCAGGAAACUGGAAGAAGUUCACAAUACCUUCAUGGACGAGAAAGAUCGAGCCAUCGCAGAAAUUUACAAAGAAUCCAAAGAGCGGGCCAGGGCCAACGGUUUUAAGAAACAGACAGAAAUCCUGCGGCAGAAACAUGCAGAGUUUCUGGAGAAAUACAACAUCCGCAACGACGGAGACGACAAGUAGGAGAGUCUCCAUCUGUGCUCUGUGACGAUGGAGUUCAAGCUGCCAGCAGGUGGAAGGCGGCAGACUGCACGUGGUGCUUGUUUUAGGAUUUCAAAGUUUAUUUAUUUAAACAAAACAUUUUGACGUGUUUGUCCUCAGUUGUGAUGAUGAGGACUUGGAAGACACACAGAACAUGGGUGGUAUGUGCGAGGGUUUCCUCUGGUCAUUGGUUUCUUCAUCAUACUGGACCUGGUCUGUUGAACCUUUUACUUAAUGGAGAAUAUUUGAAGUGAUGUGAUGGUCUAAAGGAUCCAGCUACAGUGUGUCCUAAGGAGCCAUAGUGAACACAUGUUUAAACUGCUUCUAAUGAACUCACAGGGACGGGACCUCUAAGGUGCUCAGCCUCAUUGCUGCUUGCUGGGGUUCCCAGAUGACAGAUCUAGGUGAUCUAGUCAAGACGAAACACAGCUGUAGUACCAAUAUGUUUCUUUCUGAACGAAACUUGUGUUAUAUUAAAAAUCAUAUAUUAGUUUGCUCAAAAGGACGUUUCCGUAAUGUCCUCUUAGGUUUGAUGAGGCUGUUCGAGGAGAUGAUUGAGGAGGGUGAAGUGUAACGCGUGCAAAGUCAAGCUUUUUGGCAAUAACAGUUUGUCAAGCAAAAGUGGCUGAAACGUGUUUCAAUGCCUGUUCACGGUUAUGGAUCUUGGGACAUCGGCAUCAAACUCUUUCAUUGAUCCCUCGGUUGACCCGGUGUGUUACUGUAGAAAUGCAACACAAUGCCUAAUAAUAAAAGGUCCUCUGGUUGUUAGAAAUGGAGUCGAAGAAGAAGGAGAUCAGUAUUAUGACUUAAAAAGAGUGGCGCUGAGUAAUUUAAAUAUAGUCCAACUAUUGUGUUAAGAUUGACAAUGAAAAUGUUCACAUGAAAUGGAUUGAAGUACACCGGUUAUUUCAGCACUUCCCGCCUGUCCUCUCUGUUUUAUGAUAUUAGACAUGGUUGCCUUACCUAUUUCUUUAAGGGAUGUCAGAGGGAAAUGAUUAAAAGAUCAACUUUUACUCAUCAAUCA
Messenger RNA from Cyclopterus lumpus (lumpfish), 1947 nucleotides. It is a transcript of the gene dnajc4, whose product is annotated as DnaJ (Hsp40) homolog, subfamily C, member 4. The transcript has 8 exons. The record is from RefSeq and is a predicted model, not a curated record. NCBI's taxonomy places the organism in Eukaryota, Metazoa, Chordata, Actinopteri, Perciformes, Cyclopteridae. The coding region runs from base 189 to 905 and encodes 238 amino acids.